GCUCGACUCCCGGGAAGGCCGACUGGUCGCUGAUAUAAGCCUUGGUGCUCCGGUGACCUCGUCAUUCUCACAAGACCCAGCGGUCCCCAGGGUAGGAUACUAUUCCAGACAUGUUUUCGUUGAUAAUACUGAGUUUGGCGGCUGUGGCGCAGCUGACCAGCGGAUACCCCUUCGAGGUUCCGACGGCUGCCUGUGUCGACAUGACGCCCAAGGGCCCCGGCCACAACAACGCUGCCCCUCAGAACUCCAAGGUGCCCUUCGACUUCGCCCUGCAGAAGAACUCCAUUUCGAACUCCGAGACCGUGGAGUUCAGCAUCAACCAGAAGCCUGGAGGUCCCACGUUCGCCGGAUUCAUGGUGCAGGCCCGUGCCGGCAACUCCCCAACUCCCAUCGGCACCUUCCAGCCCAAGGGCGACAACGCCAGGACCGUCACUUGUUCUGCAGAGAAUGAUACAGGAUCUCACAACAGCCCGGACUCAAAGACCAGCACCACCCUGAUCUGGACACCCCCCACCAACUUCAAGGGAUCUGUCACCUUUUAUGCCACAGUUGCAGAAACCAAACUGAAGUUCUGGACUCGCCAGAAGGCAGCAACUUUGACUGUUAAAUAGACAAACCAAAAAUAGCUUGUAGGAAAUAUAUUAGAAGAGGCAGUGUCCUUUUAAAGCCAAGGUUGUAGUUCAAGAUAUGAAAACUCAAAAUGGUGCUAAUUCUGUCUGUGAUAGUUAGUUUUUUUUUACAAGAUUGGAGAUGCUGGAAUGGCUCUUUUUCUAAUUAUUUAGAAUUGAUAUAUUGUGUUAAGUAGGAAGUUAUAAUAUUUGACUCAACAUUAUAUGUGAAAAGAACAAUCAACUGCUGGCUGUAUCUAAAAGAAAUAAUAAAUGAUAAUAUUAAAGAAUA
Messenger RNA from Homalodisca vitripennis (glassy-winged sharpshooter), 900 nucleotides. Its product is annotated as putative defense protein 3. Bases 111 to 611 code for a protein of 166 amino acids. Lineage: Eukaryota; Metazoa; Arthropoda; Insecta; Hemiptera; Cicadellidae. The transcript has 5 exons. The record is from RefSeq and is a predicted model, not a curated record. Gene Ontology annotation, molecular function: oxidoreductase activity, acting on metal ions.